This is a messenger RNA of Pseudophryne corroboree (corroboree frog), 981 nucleotides long. RefSeq lists its product as uncharacterized. The record is from RefSeq and is a predicted model, not a curated record. Lineage: Eukaryota; Metazoa; Chordata; Amphibia; Anura; Myobatrachidae. The transcript is spliced from 2 exons. Bases 1 to 981 code for a protein of 326 amino acids.
AUGGAUGAGUACCAGCUGAAGAUAUUGUACUGCCAGGCUGUUGCAGUGAAUGGUUUGGACAGAGAGAGAAGGAUGAGGGAGAGGAGGGAGAGGAGACCUACUCGGUCUUGCUGGACCAAGCAAUGGCUUUUGGAGAGGGACGCCAUGUCUCAUACACCGCUUCUACGUGAGCUUCGGGACAAUAAUCCUGAGGACUACAGGAAUUACCUGCGUAUGAAUGAUGAUAUGUUUCAGGAGCUGCUGCAACUGGUGACGCAUCUCAUUGUGAAGCAGGACACAGUUAUGCGCAGGGCCAUUUCUGCUGAGGAGCGGCUGGUCGCUACCCUGCGCUAUCUUGCUACUGGGAGACCACUACAGGACCUAAAGUUCUCCACCCUGAUCUCCCCUCAGGCUUUGGGAGUGAUCAUUCCAGAGACCUGCAAGGCCUUAUACAGCGUCCUCCGAAAGGACUAUCUGAAGUUUCCCACUAAAGCAGAGGAGUGGAAAGAUAUUGCCCGGGACUUUGAGGAUUGCUGGAAUUUCCCAAAUUGCGGAGGUGCCAUAGACGGCAAGCAUGUCCGCAUCUCUCCUCCUACAAAAAGUGGAUCUCUAUAUUAUAACUAUAAAGGUUAUUUUAGCAUAGUCUUGAUGGCUAUAGUUAAUGCUAACUAUGAGUUCAUAUUUGUGGAUGUGGGGAAAAAUGGAAGAGCAUCCGAUGGCGGAUCAAUCAAAGAUACUGUGUUUUAUGUGAGGCUGCUUUGCAACCAAUUGGACCUACCGAAAGCUGAGGACUGCAUGCAUGGCUUGAAUUAUGUGUUUGUGGCAGAUGAAGCCUUUGCUCUGCACGAGCACAUCAUGAAACCCUACCCACAAAGGAACUUAUCCAAGGAGAAACGCAUUUUUAAUUAUCGGCUCUCAAGGGCCCGCCGCAUAGUUGAAAACACAUUUGGGAUCUUGAGUAGUACUGUAGGUUCAGAAUUUUCCACUCUGCUAUUGGCCUAA